AUGGGUCCGCUCGACCGGAGUGAUUCUACGGACUCACAGAAAACCGGCAUGGGAGCAGGUGCGAAUGGGCCCGGUGGGCGACGAGCCCUAGAACUGAUUCUGAGUGGAGGGCUCAAAUCCUUGGCACGACCAGCGAAGCCAGUCCGCAGGGCUGCCUCGAGGGACUCCGUGCUGUCGCAACCACAGCCCUUACUUGAAGGUCUUCGGAAAUGCUCGACAGUACUCGCAUUAACCGACCGCGAGAAGUCAUCAGAGCCUAUAAGGGCUCAUAAUAGACUACGCGCGCCCUCCGUCUGCUCCCGUUGUUCCUCGCUGUUGUCUCUCGCUGGUGCCGGAGGCUCAAGGUAUUCUCUAGACGGUGCUGGUAGUGGCUUCGUGCCGGCAGCGCCCAUCAACUGCAAGCUCUGUCUAGAAGACGCUACUGUUGAUAAGGUCACCCUUAUCUCCGGCUGUGGAUGUUCCUUCUGCACUAAGUGUAUGAAAGCGUACGUGGAAUUUGAAGUGUGCAAUGGAGCGUACGAAGUAUCGUGUCCAGAUGCGAGAUGCAGAGUUGGUGCAGCACUCAAUUUGGAUGAGAUCUCCGAUCUGGUGGAACCGGCAGUCAUGGAGAAACAUCUCAAGUUUAGAUUGAAUCAUGAGGUGGCGAUGGACGCUGGACGUGCGUUUUGCCCUCGCGUGGGCUGUGACACAGUGGUGCAAGUACGUGCGGCUAGCCCAGCCCACUGCCCAACCUGCCGGCAUGACUUCUGUUCACAGUGCAACCAGGAGUGGCACGGAGGUCUAUCCUGCGAAGCUGCAGCAGCGUCAUCAUCCAUGGGAGGUGCUGGUGCUCCAUUGUUGCCUGACUCCGAGCUCAUCAAGCUGUGCCCAAUGUGCAGGGUGCCGAUUGAGAAGGACGAGGGUUGUGCGCAGAUGAUGUGCAAGCGAUGCAAGCACGUCUUCUGUUGGUACUGUUUGGCUUCACUUGAUGAUGACUUUCUGUUGCGGCACUAUGAUAAAGGACCUUGCAAGAACAAAUUGGGACACUCGCGCGCAUCUGUACUAUGGCACCGUGCACAGGUGGUAGGAAUAUUUGCAGGCUUCGGACUGCUGUUGUUGGUGGCCAGUCCGCUCCUCUUGUUGGCAGCGCCCUGCAUCGUCUGUUGCAAGUGCAGACUCUGCAACCCCAGCACGAAGAAUCUCGAGGAGGUUGACGAGAUAGAGAGCAUAAGUCCGACCCGGGACGAAGACCGGGACCAGCAACCGGACCGGUACCUAUCCGACUGACGCCGGCGCCGCGACCGUAGGUACUAAACCAUCACAACCGAUCAUACUGGCGAAAUGUACUUCGACACUCCAGUACUUAUACACUGUACCUAGGUCCUAGGUACUAAAAAGUGAAAAUGAACACUAAAUACAGAGACAUAAGAACUAUUUUCUCCACGUGUUAAAACUAAUAGUUUAUGAUCCGAUUCAAAUGUUUUUCGACGUAUCUUUUCCGUAUUUAUUGAUGUUGAUUAUUGUAAUAGUGAUCUUGAUAUAGUUGACGAGCAAGUAAGAGCUUCGAUUCCCAUUUAAAAUGUUAUAUUUAUCUGUAAUAUGUGUCUGUAAAUGUGACAGAUUGUCGUUAACAGAACUCUUUGAGUAUAAGUGAAUUAAAAAAGGAUGACAGUUGAAGAUUUGUGAUAAUAAAAUGUGAACUUUGCCUCUGCUAGAUAAAGAAAUAUUUUAGAUCUAAAUAUAAGACAGAACAUUCGCCUCUUUGUGGCUAAAUUAAUGUAAAUUAAUUAACUGUACUAUGUUUAAUAUCUCGUUUAUUUGACGCGCUAGUAAAGAGCAUGACUUUUUUUUUCAUAGGGGAAUCUGCGUUGGAUAAUUCAUGCAUUCAAAAUUGCACUAAAACUGAUUUAUCCGCAUAUACUACGCAAAAAAUUCAUUGACAUUGUCACCCUGUAUAAUCUGUAUUUGACCAUAAAAAUGACAUCUGACAUUUCAAGUGUCAUGGCGACUGUGAAGUUUCCCCCCAAAAUAUUGCUCUGCUCACACAAUACCUACAUUUAUGUUUGUAAAUCAAUAGAAUUUAAAUUAAAUAAAUAAUAUGUAUAUUAUUAAACUGGAAUGUAAAUAUUAUGUAUAUGUUCAGCCAUUAUUCUUUUAUGCAUGUAAUAUAUUGUGAUUAAGUGACAUUGACGUUACUUUGCCAAUUCGCUUGACUGUCAAGAAUAGGUAUGUGUACUAUAAAUAUAUUAAAACUAUAAUUGUACGUGAAUAUCCUGUUUAUUGGUGGAAUGUGAUAAAAAAGUAAUCUUGAUUUGACUGUCAUUCAGUCUGAGACAGUAUAAUUAUGAGUAAUUUAAUGCUAUGCCACUAGAUGGCAGCAUUCAUCAUUUUGACAAGAAAAUUAGAAAAUUAUGACGUGUCGACGUUUCUAUGACUAAAAAAACUGACUACAUGACGAUGAUCGUGACUAUGGACUUUUUACAUCAACUUCAUUUGAUUAAAAUGUUUAAAAACGAUUUAGGAUUUUUGCUUGAUAACAAUAUUGAGUACAAAAUAAUUUGUUUUUUUUUAGUACUUUUGUUUUGUUUUUGUUUGUUGUUGACUGAGACUUAAUAAUUAAGCGAUAGACUGAUGAAUGAUCAUGAUUAUUUGGAAAGUUAUUUAAUUACUAAUAUUGACCUGAGGGUGGAUUUUUAUCGAAAAAUUAUGUAGUAAUCUGAAGAGAUACGGGCAGUCCAAUAAUUAUUUGUUCUGAAGCUAUGUGGCGCAUUUUUAACGUACUUAAUUUUAUUCAAGUCUAGAUAAGCGGCCACGGAAGUUAAGAUAAAAAUUAGCAAAAAUAUCACUCUAUAAGAAUGUUACAAGUAAUAUCUCUGAUGCAGUAAAUAAUGGGUUCUCAGUAAAUAAAAUUUAUAAUAAUUUUAAUUGGAAGGUUGCUCUUUUGUGCAGGACUGUACCUGAUCGAAUCUGAUUUGUGACUAGAUCUGACACGACUUGUAAUAAAAAAACAACAUCUUGAAGUCUUUCAAAUUCUUAUAUUUAUAAAAUACUGUAUGUACAUUAUUCUACCAAUGUUUGUGUAUAUCAGGACAAUCCUAGACCUAAUUCCCGCCUCUAUUUUCUAAAGAUAACUUCUUAAACAUAAAUGCACACAUAAUAAAAAUAUUUCAUGUUUGAAAUGUACAGUUAUUCCGUAGACUUUUAAAAUCAGUAGCCACUCUGAGUUCUCGUACAAACAUUUCUUAAUAAAAUCUUUAAUAAUAUUUAUUAUAUCUUUAUUUGUAUGCAUAGUUGAUAUGUGAUUAUAAAUAAAUACAAUAUUGUUAGCAUAGAUUUAUGAUACGAUACAUAGAUAAAAAAAUCUAAAUCAAUGAAAAUGGAGGGAAAGUUGAAAGUAAGUGUAACUGCAAUGCAGUGUGACAAUGCAUGAGAAACCUUUUUAAUGAUGAUAUCUGUCACUUGUGAUGGCUUGCCGGGAGAUCUUUUACAUAAGUUGAUGUUUAAUGAUUUGAGCCAAGUUAAUCUCUGGAACCCAACUCCCACCGAUUUUAAGACUUAUCUGUACUACAAAUACUACAAAUACAGCUUUAAAUCGGUCGGGGUUUGGUGUUGUAGCGCUUUAGCUACGUGAGCGCUGCGGUCGGGGCAAACAAAACCGCCCAACUACCCGCUACCCGCCACAAUAUAAGGCAAGAAAACGUAUUUUUUAAAAACGGUUUGUCUGUCUUCUAUAACCGACCGGGGCGCUCAAAAGGUAAAAAACAAAAUAGUUCCGGUCAUUGUAUAAUCGACCUCCAUAUUGCACACUGCUCCCGCGCCGCGCGACAUCGCGGGGCCAUAACAUUAACUUAUUAUAGUACAUUAAAUAUUUAUGACUUUACUGUAAAUAAGAAAUAAUAUUGUACUUAAUUUUAUAGUUCUCAAGGAUCGAUGACGUCACUUCUUCCAUUUAAACUUUUAAUUGUAUUGAAAUAACACUUUUUGUCUAAAGAGGUUUUUGGCGAUGUUGGUUUCCAUGUUGGAUUUUCAUCAUUGUUUUUGUGUCUUUGCUACAGAUGUCGCUAGUGUGAGUAGGGAACAUGAAGUUCUGAACAAAAUGGAAAAAAUCCUUUGUUAUUAUAACAUGGAUUUUAUAACAUAUAAGCAAGUUGAUAUGUGCCUAUAUCUACAGACCUAGUUCACUAAAUGAGACUCGACUUAGGUGAAAAUUCAACAAGGAAAGGCUCGCCCCUCCCCUAGGUGUAUGUAUUUUUUUUAAUCUGAUAUUAGACUCCAUCGAUCCUUCGUAGCUUGUUGUAGCAAGCUAGUAAAAAGCAUUUGUAGAAUUAAUCAGAAAUUGUCAGUAGGUUGAAUAGAUGUGAUAGGUAAUUGGAUAUUAUGUACUUGCAAUACAACAAAAAGCUGUGUUUGUAUAUAAAAGGUAACUCUUUCUAAUUAAUAACUUGGAAGUGACUGAAAGUGGUAGAAAAAUGUUAGUUAGUUAAGGGUGUCUAAUUCCUGCUUGCGGCCAGGCAAGUUGAUGGAAUGCCCACUUAGUAUAGUCCACGUUAAUAUAGCGUGAGACAACUUUUAGAGUUACAAUUAAAUUCUUAGUUUCAUGGCAUCUAUGUACAUAAUUUUAAAUGUGGAAUCUGUUGUGUUGCAAGUGCAAAAUAACCCUAAUGUAUCUCAUUAAGUUGAUGUAAAAUGACUUGUCUACGAUAUUGAAAAGACUUUCAUUUUUUUUUAUUAUUAUUUUCCUUUUUAUUGUUUAUGGUAGGUGCAAAUAUAGCGUAGGAGUUUGGUAGUGAUAUUGGCUGGUCAAAAGAUUGAAUACACAAAUAAAGUAUACAAUAUUUGCAUUUACCAUUAUAAAGAUAAAAUCGGCAUUGUAAAUAAGAAAAAGAAUUUUAUUUUUUGUUAUUGAUUGUACUUCUUUAUUUUGUGUUGAGACGAGACGACGUAUUUCCGUUAAUAUAAUUAUAAAGAAAUAAUAAAGAUUUUUCUGAUGAAUCUUA
This is a messenger RNA of Spodoptera exigua (beet armyworm), 4976 nucleotides long. The record is from the annotation of a GenBank genome assembly. NCBI's taxonomy places the organism in Eukaryota, Metazoa, Arthropoda, Insecta, Lepidoptera, Noctuidae.